AGCAGUGGCAAGGUGAAAGGAACAAGAUGGGGUUCUGAGUAGAUGUGCCUUUAUUUACGGUCUUAAAGCACCUUAGAUUCAACUCGAACAUAGCUACAACUACGUUAUUUUGUCUUUGUAAAUCCCACGAAACGGAAGUUGAGUUUGUAGCGAUGGAGUGUUAUCUGAAGUGAAGAUUGAAGACGUGAUAGAACAUGGACGACUACUGCUAUGCUAAGAUGGCGACGUCCGCUAAAAGAGAACAUGAAAGAGAAUCAGCGCCACCAACUUCCAGCAAAUCACCAACGGAGAUAAAGACGAAAGAUGAAGACGUCCAGCAGCUGAUUGGUCAUCCAGAAGAACGUUCCACUCAGUCAGGAAGGAGCUCCACUUUGAAGCAGGAGACUCCACAGCCACCCCACAUUAAAAAGGAAGAGGAGGAACUCUGGAUCACUCAGGAGGGAGAGUGUCUGCAAGAAUCCGAUCUCACCAAGUUGCCACUGACUGUUGUCUCUGUGAAGACUGAAGAUGAUGAAGAGAAACCACAAGUAGACAACCUCUUAGCUCCACUAUCAGAUAGUGAGGCUGAAGACGAGGUUGAAGAACCUUUAAGCAGCGAUACAGACUGUGAAGGUGAUAUGAGGACUCACUCAGACAACAAACACUCUAAACGCUCUAAAAAGAAGAGAGACAUCCAGGAGCUAAAUGGUCAUCCAGAAGAAGAAGUUCUACCUCUGUCAGGGGGGAGCUCCACUUUGAAGCAGGAAUCUCCACAGCCACCACACAUUAAAAAGGAAGAGGAGGAACUCUGGAUCACUCAGGAGGGAGAGUGUCUUCUAGGACCACAGGAGGCUGAUCUCACCAAGUUGCCACUGACUGUUGUCUCUGUGAAGACUGAUGAUGAUGAAGAGAAACCACAACUAGACAACCUCUUAGCUCCACUAUCAGAUAGUGAGGCUGAAGAUGAGGUUGAAGUACCUUUGAGCAGCGAUACAGACUGUGAAGGUGAUAUGAGGACUCACACUGACAACAAACACUCUAAAAAGAAGCGAGGUAAAACGUGUUUGAACUGCUCAGUUUGUGGAACAAUAUAUACUAAAAAGAGCUAUUUGACCGAACAUAUGAGAACGCACACAGGAGAAAAACCAUUUAACUGUUCAGUUUGCGAUAAAAGGUUUUCUAGAAAGAGGCAUGUGAUUCGUCACAUGACAACACAUGCAGAAAAACAAUGUUGUUGCUUUGUUUGUGAUAAAAGAUUUUUUUUCAGUCAAAGUUUGACUAGACAUAUGAGAACACACACCGGAGAAAAACCAUUUAAUUGUUCAGUCUGUGGUAAAAGCUUUUCUCAAAAUAGCCAUUUGACUCAACACGCAAGAACACACACAGGAGAAAAACCAUUCAAUUGUUCAGUUUGCGGUAAAAGUUUUUCUCAAGGCGGCUAUUUAAGUGAACACAUGAGAACACACACAGGAGAAAAGCUAUUUAAUUGUUCAGUUUGUGGUAGAAGCUUUACCCAAAAGAUUCCUUUGACCAAACACAUGAGAACGCACACAGGAGAAAAACCAUUUAAUUGUUCAGUUUGUGGCAGAAGCUUUUCUCAAAAGAGCAAUUUGACUAAACACAUGAGAACACACACAGGAGAAAAACCAUAUAAUUGUCCAGAUUGCGGUAGAAGCUUUUCUCAAAAGAACACUCUGACUGAACACAUGAGAACACACACAGGGGAGAAACCAUUCAGUUGUAUAGUUUGUGGCAAAAGCUUUACUAAAAAAGUUUGUUUUACCAAACACAUGAAAACGCACACAGGAGAAAAAAACACUUGAUUGUUCCUUUUCAAGAGAGAAAUCUCACUCAAAACAUAAAACGCACUAGACAUAAUCCAUUUAUUUGAUCAAUAUGUGAUCAAAGGUUUUAUUUCAUUGCAAAGUUAGACCCAACACAUAAUGAAACCCACUGAAGAAAACCAUAUAGACUUAGACAAACUUUAAUGAUCCACAAGGGAAAUUGUUCCACACAGUAGCUCAGUUACUAAAGAUGGAAAGGAUAAUGCAGGUGCAAAGUAGACUAAAAAUGUACCAUAGUAGCAAUAUACAAUAUAACAUAUAUGUAAUAUUUACAUAUUAUAUGUUAUGAUCCGCUGCCCGGAUCAUAUUUCUGUUUACAUUUUCUAGUCACUUGUGUUUUUCUGUUAGUCUUGAUCUCUUUCUAGUUCCUGUUUAAGCACCUCUGAGUUUGGUUACCAUAGUAACUAAUUACGUUCACCUGCCGCUGGGGUUCCCGACACGCACCUGUUGGUCGUCAUUGACAUUAUUAUUUAAAGCCUGCCUUCUCAGUCAGUCGGUCUUGCAUCGUAGUUUGUUUUCACACAACAGUUGACGACUUUUGUUCCUGUUCUGUAACCUUCUAGCUUCCACGCUAAAGGCUCUGUUUAGUGUUUACCUUCUAGCUCCCACGCUAGCUCCUUUUGCUUCUGCUUUAAGUGCUAUGAGCACGUUUUUGU
Molecule: messenger RNA, 2479 nt
Organism: Entelurus aequoreus (snake pipefish)
Lineage: Eukaryota; Metazoa; Chordata; Actinopteri; Syngnathiformes; Syngnathidae
Product: zinc finger protein OZF-like
Exons: 3
Coding region: 195-1802 (535 amino acids)
Biological process (GO): regulation of DNA-templated transcription
Molecular function (GO): RNA polymerase II cis-regulatory region sequence-specific DNA binding; DNA-binding transcription factor activity, RNA polymerase II-specific
Source: RefSeq, a predicted model, not a curated record